CACGAACAACAUCACUCAUCACUCAUCACCCACCACUCAUUCUCAGUAGUACCACUCGCCCAAUCUCUUCUCACCCAUCAUGUCCAGCACCGACCUCUCCAGCCUCAAGAACGACUCCGUCCACCUCUCCAAGGCCAACGGUGCCGUCCUGACCUACGGCUCACCCACUGUCCCUUCUCCCGGUGAAGGUGAAAUCCUAGUCAAAAACAUCGCCGUCGCCUCGAACCCAAAGGACUGGAAACUCUCCCUCUGGGGCUUAUUCGAAGGAAUUGAAGGGAAUGACAUUACCGGUACUGUCGUCUCCGUCGGAUCUGACGUGACUGAGUUCCGUGAAGGAGACAAGGUAGGGUCUUUCACUCGUAUGGCUACGGGAGACCAGUAUGGUGCCUAUCAGAGAUACACUGUCACUCCUGCUGCCACUAGCUGGAAGCUGGGAAAUGUCAAGUAUGAAGAGGCGGCUACGCUCCCCCUUGCGGUUCUCACUGCCGUGCUGGGUCUGUUUGACAAGGCACGACUGGGCCUUGAGGAGCCUUCUGCCUCUGGUAAGCCACAAGGAGAUCACAGCAAGGAGAUCAUCUUGAUCUGGGGUGCUUCCUCUUCCGUAGGUUCCUUCGCGUUGCAGCUUGCCAAGCUUGCAGGAUACAGCGUAAUUGCCAUUGCCGGUCGAUCCGGAUCCCUAGCCAAGAAGCUCGGAGCGGAUGUCAUCAUCGACUACACGGGCAAGAGCGAUGCUCAGCUCAAGGAGGACAUUCUCUCUGCCGAGAAGAGCUUCGGUGAAGGACGACAAAUCGUUGCAGCGUACGACGCAGUAACUACCGAGACUACCACAAGUGUACUUGUCGAGACACUCGGCUCUUCCCCUGCUCUACCCGGCGGUCGUGACAAGAGGAUCACGACGAUCCUGCCUAGCAAGCUCGAGGGAACUCACUCCUCUAGUGGUCCUUCCACUGUUCACCUAGUCAGGACAAACGUUGGGGACUCUCAUAAUGGAUCCGAGGAGCAGAAGAAGCUCACUAGUAGGUGGAUUCGACAGCUGGGCGCUUGGCUCGAGGAAGGAAUCUUCAAGCCAAAUGUCGUAAAGGUCAUUCCCGGUGGACUGGCUGGAGUCAAGGAGGGACUGCAAUUGCUCCAGGAGGGCAAGGUCAGCGGUGAAAAGCUUGUAUACCGUAUCGACGAUACCCCCGCCCAGUAGAGUCUUGCUCAGCCACUCGGAGAAGCGGUCAAAGUCUUUGUUGCCCGGAAGUCGGAAAUUGUGUAAUUAGCAGGAUGUGUCCAGAGCUACGAUGAAUGUAUCG
Messenger RNA from Microstroma glucosiphilum, 1295 nucleotides. RefSeq names its product GroES-like protein. Gene Ontology annotation, molecular function: oxidoreductase activity, acting on NAD(P)H. Bases 80 to 1192 code for a protein of 370 amino acids. The record is from RefSeq and is a predicted model, not a curated record. NCBI's taxonomy places the organism in Eukaryota, Fungi, Basidiomycota, Exobasidiomycetes, Microstromatales, Microstromataceae. The transcript has 2 exons.